CGUCUUCUUCACACGCCUCCAUAAGUGAGAAGAUAUGGAAAUAGAGAAGAGAUUGAGCUUGUUGAGAGAGUUCUGCUUGUUUUUUUUUUCUCUUCUCUUGUUCUUCUUUUAUUCUUCUUUCUUUAUGCUUAUGGCUUGAAUUAGUGUUUGGUUUAAUUAACUAUGGCUAAGGAUGUGGAAGUUAUUCCCGGAGAAGAAUUUCAGACAAAAGACUAUCAAGAUCCAUUUUUUGAUGGAGAUGAGCUAAAGCAGCGGUCUUUUUACAGAGCAGUCAUCUCUGAUAUGAAUCUUCUUCAAUCUUGGCUUUGUGUACGUAUGGAAGAGCCAUUUGUGGAUCGUUCAAGUUUACCUGUGCUGUAUCCAUCUCGGUUAAAUGGAGCUAAAUGGCAUGGAUUUAUUUCAACAUACUAUUGAUUACUUUCACAUAGUUAUAAAUCAUAAAGUAAUUUAUUUCAAUGGAGCAUGUUUAAAUACCACACCCAAGUAUCAAUUGGUGACCGAAAGGUCAUUCAAAGUUGUUUUAAGGGACCAUGGUACUUUUGGAGAAAAUUGCCUCCCUUCUACAAAAGAAUCUGGUUUACAUUGUUUAUGGUGCUGCUGUGUGUUAUCUUUCAUUAAUCUAUUUCAUAAAUGAUUUACAAUAUUACUCAUCAUUUGUAAUUACUUUGUUUUCUCAGAAAAAGAUUAACCGGGAUGCUUCUAUCAACUAUCAAGUUGAACGAGAGUUUAAAAAGCUUGUUGCAUAUCGCCUCAAAGGAAUGAUAAACCAUGCUAAGAGGGAAGGAGAAAAACCAGAUUGGAUUUUGUCUGAUUAUUGGACGAUUAUACAUGCACAUUGGACAACAGCAAAAGCAAAAGCAAUGAGUGAGAAGGCUUGUGCUUCUCGAAUGUCUGAUCACAAUGGUUUAGGCCCACAUUCUCAUCCAGUAGGUUCAUGUUCGUAUGUCAAAGUUCAAGCUGCUUUGGAAGCACACAACGAAGAUUACUUCUAUAUUGUUGUGAUGAAGAAAACACAUAAGAAGCAUGACGGAACCUAUGUUGAUCAACGAGCACGAUUGGUUGCAGAAACUUAUGAAAAGCAUGUACAAGAACGCUUGGAACAACUUGAAUCUUCUGGUGAAGAGAAUGUGACAGCUGAAAAUCUUGACAAAGAUGAAAAAAAAAGAUUUAUAUCAAGUUCUAGGCUGCUGGAUCAUCUAAACAAUGUCAUAUCUUUGGACUUGGAGCACUUAGUGAGGUUUUGCCAUCUGUAGGUGCUUCUUCAAGUGUACCACAAUCUGGUGAAGAAGUAGAGACGAUAACACAUCGGAUGCAAGAGAUGGAAACUGAUCUGAAAAAAGCUUUGAAGAAAAUCAGCAAAUCCAGAAAAGACUUGAAGCUAUGGAGAAACUUGUUGAAUUUUUUUCAAGUCAAAAUGUUUAAAUCCAACUCCACUACCAAGACCAUCCACCUUUAUCUAACUACUAUGGUUUGUACUUAUAUUUAGUUUUGUUUAGUUUGUAUUUCUUUUUAGUUGUGUUUAUGGAUUAACUUUGUCUUUGGUUUGUAUUUCCUUUCAGUUGUGUUUAUGUAUCAACUUUGUAUUUGGGUGUUAGUUUGUUAUGUAUAUAUUAUCGUUUGCUUA
Messenger RNA from Camelina sativa (false flax), 1624 nucleotides. The record is from RefSeq and is a predicted model, not a curated record. Lineage: Eukaryota; Viridiplantae; Streptophyta; Magnoliopsida; Brassicales; Brassicaceae.